AUGAGAUUGUCCGAGGUUAUCGCAGCAUCGCUAGUUUUGCUGGAAAGCCACCAAGCAGCAGGUUCUUCAGCUCAGAAACCUUUCGCCAGAAGUAAGGAUUUAAAAGGACCUCAUGCAGUUCGAGUAAACACACAGAAUCUUGGCAAAAGAGAAACAGCACCAGCAUUCGAAUCUUUGCAAGACGAAUGGUCUGCAGGCGUUGUCGGUAUACAGGCCCUACGAUUCGAGAAAUCAACAGCAGUCGCGGAAAUUUGCAAAAAAGACGUGCAUAAUAUUGAAAGUGCAGGUCAGCUGUAUCAAUUGCAGCAAAGCUGCAGAUCUAUUGUUGGUACCGUACAGAUUACCGAUUUCAUGGACCCUGUCAUAGACCUAGGAGGCCUCCAAAGUAUCAAUGGGGACCUUAUCAUCGAGAAUCUUCCAGAGGUUGUGCGCAUUCAAGGGCACAACCUGGUGAGCGUUGGAGGAACGUUUAAGAUCGACAGCUUGACGUCUUUGACAAGCAUAUAUCUGCCUUCUUUGCAUCACUUUGAUGUAAUGGAGUGGAAAGUGGUCCCCACGUUGACUUCGUUGAGUUUGGCACCCAACAUCAGCCACGCGAAACGCGUUACUAUAUCAGACACUUCCUUGGUUGGCAUCGACGUCCUCGAAAACAUUGACGACCUUGAGAUCUUGAACAUCAACAACAAUAGGUACAUGGAAUAUGUCAAGAGUAACGUCAAGCAAGUUCAUGAGCAGCUCAGUAUUUCAUCCAACGCUCGAGAACUCCAAGUUGAAAUGCCCUCACUGCUAUGGGCAAAUAAUCUGACAGUCAGGGACGUCGCUUCCAUAAGUUUCCCUCGCUUACAAUAUGUCAAUAAAUCAUUGGAGAUCAUUGAGAACAACUUUGAAUCAUUCGAAGCUCCGGUAUUGAAGACGGUUGGUGGCACUCUUGGAGUGAUUCAAAACUCGCGACUAGCUCGUGUUGACUUUUCAAACGUGACGACGAUCCAAGGUGGAUUGAUGAUAGCUAAUAAUUCCAACAUUGACAAGAUCGACUUCUUACCGGAAUUACGCGAAAUUGGAGGGGCGAUCCAGUUCAUCGGUACUUUCCACGACACCGACUUUCCCAGGUUACGACUAGUCAGAGGAAGUGCUUUAGUAAGAAGUACUUCGAGUGCUUUAGAUUGCAGCAAAUGGAUCACCCCCGUGAGCGGGAACUCCAUUAUUCGCGGGGGCAGGAUUGUGUGUACGACGGGUCAGUCUAGAAACACUGCGCGGGUGAGUGAGGAUGGAAAAUUGUUAGAUCACCAGGAGACGCAAUUCGAAAUCAAGCCAGACACCACUGACAAAACGAAUAUUGCAUCGUCAAUUGUGGACAAGUCUGGAAUAUUUCACUUUGGAUUUGCACUUGCUUUUGGAUGGGCUGCAAUUUUGAUAUGUUCUGCAGUUACCCGUUGA
Lachancea sp. 'fantastica' is the source of this 1437-nucleotide messenger RNA. NCBI's taxonomy places the organism in Eukaryota, Fungi, Ascomycota, Saccharomycetes, Saccharomycetales, Saccharomycetaceae. The record is from the annotation of a GenBank genome assembly.